This is a messenger RNA of Gongylonema pulchrum, 588 nucleotides long. The record is from the annotation of a GenBank genome assembly. NCBI's taxonomy places the organism in Eukaryota, Metazoa, Nematoda, Chromadorea, Rhabditida, Gongylonematidae.
AUGGUCGUGAUUCUGCCACGGUGGGCACUGCGAACAGCUCUCCGCGAAUUAUACGGUGCCGGGAAUCGCGAAAGAGUGGCGCUCAUAGUACGCGGCUCCGACAUUCAGCCUGUACUUAUUUUUUAUACAUUUACUUUUUGGCACUGCUGGAAUAAAUACACGGUAUGGGAUCAGGCAGCGGACACCAAUUAUACAAUAAAGCAAGUAUGCGCACAACAAACACCAGGAGGCCCAUGGUAUACCGGUUUUCGCAAUCUGCGCUCACCGAGUCCAGUAUGGGAAUUCAUCUAUGAGAAACCUUUCCGUCUCACACAGCCGAAAACGUGGCUUCGAAGCAGAUCUAUGCCGCGUGUCCCAAGGAGAAUGCACGGCCGUACCAUACCUACGCCUAUGUCACCAACACACUGGAGAAAUCCAAUCGCAAAACCUGCACCACCGGGCAUCAGCGUUGUUGAAGCACCGUACGAGGGCUGGCGACCGACGACACGCAGAUCACAGUUAGCAGAGCGCCGUGGAGUGCAAAUCAAUCCGGAAACUGGCGUAUUCGAGCGUAUCAGACCCCCUUCUAGAAGUAAUCAGUUUCACUGA